GACAAAUAAUAAAAUAAACUACCUGUCAUGGAGAAUAAAUUUUAUAUUUGGCUGCUGGUUUUUGUUGUGAUGGUCACCGCUGCAAGUGGCUGUGAUAAUUGUGUGUGUACAGAACCAAGAGGCACAAUAGAAUUCAACGCAAAAUGUCAAAAUUACACAGUUAAGCUCAACAGUACCAAUGGUGUUGCAUUUUAUGUUCAGAAUCUGGAGCUGAUAAAUGGAGAUUACUUAGAGAUCUGGGACAAUUCAACUAGUAGUCUUAAAUUUACAAAGAGUGUUGACUCCCAAGUUGUCAUUGGCUUCAGUAACAAUAUUACCUUGAAGACCAAAAAAGAUUUUAAGUUAAAUUACAACACAGACUGCCAAAUUACUGUUCAGGAUACAUGGGAACAUCAAAUCAACUCACCACUGUAUUUAAUUUCAAACAAUUCAGGAAAAGUCAUUAAUUGCAAAUACACUGUACAGUGUGACCUGCCUGUUGAUAGAACAGCUGCUGCUUCCUUUCAAUCACUUUUAUUAAAAGAUAACAGCACCUUGAUAGUGGAAACUGAUGGCCAUAACAACACAUUUGAUGCCAGCAGCAAGCCUGAAGAUUUUUUCCCAGGAACCACAAACUUCAAUUUGACCUGGAAAGUGAAUGCAAAUAGGACCCAGCAGUUCUCUCUCUUGAUGGAGCCAGUACUUUCAGCGUGUUCCGGAUCUUUUAAUAAUGACAGUUAUCUAGUGAACCUAACCAUUCAGCCUGCCCUCUCCUCUGUGUGCCGCUGGAAGUUUGAAUCCACCAAAACCAAAGUUGUUGUUAGUGUGAAGAACCUGACCAUCUCAAAUGGCAAUGAUCUCUUGUCAUUCUUUGAUGGGGGAGACAGCUACAGUCCUGCCAAAAACAGUUUGUCCAGCUUUAGUGAUGGUUACCUGUUCUUGCCAUCUGAUACUAAAACCAUAGUACAAUUGACCCUUGGAAACACAGCAUUCACCAGGACCAUCGAGUUCUCUGUUCAAUCUACUGAUGUUGGUGGUCCACUGAGUGGUGCAGGAAGUCUGCUAAUCAAUAAAGGCCAAGCUAGUGAGGUUGUCUACUACCAGCUGUCAGCAGAGCCAGGAAAAGUGUUGAAGGUCAGUGUCGACCCCAAGAAUGUGUUCAGCUCCACUGUGGUCACCUUCUAUAAUGGCCUGCAGACCUCUGAUGGCAUUGUGUAUCAGUACAAAGUUGGGAGCCUGCUGACUGAUGUGAUUGGUGGAGCUCAGAUGUUGGUGGCUGUCCAGAAUGUGGCCAGCAAUGAAACGUUCAACGCCACUUUUGCAAGCAUCCCUAAGGGCUGUGAUGAGCUGGCUACCGCAGACAGUGGCAGUUGGAACAUUCAGACGACCACCUCUAAUUGCACUUACACAAUUUUUCCCUACACUAGCAAUGGUACAUUAAUUGUUACCCUGGAUGCUGUCACUGUGACUGGCCCACCACUGGUCAUCUAUGAUGGACUUGUUGCAGGGAGCAAAGUUCUGGCACAGUUCUCUACUAGCCAGACCACAGCCAUUCAGAUCUUUGGGUCAGCUAAUGAAGCUAAGAAAGGCAUCAGGGUUUUUGUCCCGACAAAGAAUAGUGUCUCCCUGCGCUAUACAGUUUCACCUGCAGGUGUGUGUGGUGGAGCCCUGGGGACCAAGGGUACCAUCUUGACCCCCAACUACCCCAGCGUGUACCCUCUGAAUGCCCGGUGUCAGUGGACUGUCCCAGCCAAGUCUCCACAGUUAUUGUACCUGAACUUUGAUAAAUUAGAUCUGGCCAAGGACCACUCAAUCACAGUGUUGAAUGACACCACACCCCUUCAAGUUUUUGAAUGUCCAGUUAAUCAGCCCUGCCUCCCAGCAGACUACAUUGUUGAAGCAGACGCAAACAUAUCUGUUGUCUUCCAGUCCAACAACACUGCUACACUCACAGACAGUCAGACAGCAAAUGGAGCCAACAUAACUUAUCUUCUGCUAGAGUGUGGUGGUAACCUGCGCAAAGAAGGCAGCUUCAACAGUACUGUUGUCAACAAACUAUGUGUCUGGUCCAUCAGUGUCAGGAAUGGUACUGAGAAAAAUGUGGUCAAGUUCACCAUCAGCACAAACAACACAGAUGAACUGCAGAAGUCUUUGAGUAUCCAUGAUGGUGAUUCUGUACGCAGCCCACCCAUCAAGCCGAUCAAUGGUUCUGCCCAGCUGUCCAGUGCUGAUGUCAUUCUGGUUAAACUGGACACUGCCACAGGCUUCAACUUCACUUUCACCUUCUCCACUGAAUCUUCAAACUCCACUACCAUUGCACCACCAACAACAACAUCAACAACAACUAGCCCAACUACCACCAAGAAGCCAGAUACAGGAGACAUUUAUUCUGGAUGGGUGAAGUCAGGUUGGGUCCCUGCUUGCCUGUUUAUUGGGAUCCUCAUCGGACUGGUUCUGUACUUUGUGGUGCCCCGGAUCUACCGCCGUGUGCGUGGCAGAAGCAGCAACUACAGCAGGAUGGGAGAUGACAGGUUUGCCUAUUCUGGUAAUAUUGAAGAUUGACAAUGGAAAUAAAGAUACAUCAGCUUAUAGAACUGUUGGUAGUGGGCAGAGGAAAGCAUUUUACUAUUAUAAAAUAUAUAUAUAUUUUUUUUACAAUUCGUAGCAUUAAUUUUUCAUCAAAUUUUGUACACAUAUUUUGCUAAAGUAAAUCAGAUAAUUUUUAUGUACUUGUAUAUUGUUCCAACACUCCAAAAUUUUUUUUUGUAUUGAAUAAAUCUGUAUAAAAUAUUCAUUUGAUUAGUUAAAAGAUCUAUAUUAAAAAGAUUUUAUUUUUUUAAAGAAUUAGGAAGACCAAAUUAUAUUAUGCUUUUACCAUUAUUGAAAGAUAAGAAUCCUUUAUUUCAAGAAAAAUAUUUUCAAUAUUAGUUUAAAAAAGCUAAUGUUGAAUUUUGUUUAUAUUUUUCUCAAGCUAUUAAUCACUAUAUACCCCAUGUUCCUUGUUUUGUGUAAACACAAAUGUAUGCUCACUUAUGUUCUUGUUGACUAAUUGUCUGUGUUAAAUUUACUGGUGUAGUGCAACUUGUAUUACCAUCAUGCUGAGUGUAAAAGAAUUAAAUGUAAUUGUCAAAACAAGCCCAUUUUACAUAGUGGGACAAUUGUUUUAUUUAAGUUUUGAUUGAAUUGAAAACUUAACUACCCCAAAGAUUACUGAUAUUCAAGAUCUGCUUUUACAUCCUUUUUAUACUUAAAAAACUGAUUAGGGAAUGAUUUUUAAUUUUAGUCUGGAAAAAAAAAACAUGCUUACUUUUACUCUUUUUUUUAAAAGGAAAGUCAAUUUGUGACAUAACAUUUUCAGUGUAAUUUUUGUCUUUUAUACAAUCAAAUGUUACAAGUUAUGCUGGAUGCUUGUUUACAUAAAGUUGUAUCAAGAUUUAUGAAUCAUUUACAAGUCUGUAUAAUUGAAAGCUGUUAUUUUUAAGUUUGGAAAGGCUUGACAAAUUCUGCUAAAUAUUUUUUAUUCAACAUGUUUUUCCUAAUUCUGGUUAAAAGGUGCUUUAAGGAAAAAUGAAUUUUGCUGCCCUUAUAACUGUUUUUGCUUGAAAAUGAUUCCAGUGAUGAAGACCUGGGUAGUUUAGUCCUUAAUGAGUAGACAUGAAAGUUAAGGAACAUUGAGAUUAUUCAUAGUUUUCAUGUACAGAUAUGUUUCAAGUUAGAGUAUUUUAUAUCAGCAUAACAAGAUUGCUUGUCUUGAUUCAUAUUUGUGUUGGAAUUUUUUCAUUACAAUUUAAAAAAAAAUUCUCAUGUUUGUUUUCA
Physella acuta is the source of this 3795-nucleotide messenger RNA. Its product is annotated as cubilin. NCBI's taxonomy places the organism in Eukaryota, Metazoa, Mollusca, Gastropoda, Physidae. The record is from RefSeq and is a predicted model, not a curated record.